GAGAGAGACUGGGCUAAGUGGACAGACCUCACGUUGAGCUCAGAUGAACCUCGGCAUCCUUUCCCACGUUGGAUCAUUUCAGCCCCGUUAAACCAGAAGACCACCGGAGCAAAACCGCAAACACACGGUGAGCCUCUGCAGCAUGUGCACUGCAUGGGAAUAUGUGAGUAAAGAAGCCGAAAUGAAGACAAACACCAGGGAGAGAGGCGGAAGAACCGAAGCAGGGGCAGGACGAAGGCAUGCUGGAAAUAAACCAUCAUAAAAACCGGCAGCUGAUCAGCCCUUUGUCAGCCACUUCACAAGACAAAGUGAUCGGUGAACCUCAGCAAUGGCAGCACAUGUUGUGCUUCUUUUUCUUUUAUUCUGCAAAUGGGAAAGACACGGCAUCUCAGAGGCUGUCGGCCUUUCAGAGGAGGAUCCGGAUUCUCAAGUAAUAUCAGACAAAAAGCAACAAGUUUUACAUCAUCCAAAGUCCCUGGACAAAAUUUUUAUUGGAAUCAAAGAAUUGGAAAACCAUGUACAGGCUUCAGAGAGUGAUGCAAGAACUCUGCCAAAUGUGGCUUUUCAACUAAAUGACAGCAAACCUAAUGAUUCUGACUUUAAGAGGAAUGCAGCAAAGCAAAUCGGCAUGAGACUUAAACCUUCAGAUUCUUCUGCCAAACCUCUUAUACCUAAACUUAGCUCUGAACUCAGUGUGAACCGUGAGAAAAGGAACAAUUUGACUAAUGGAGAGGUUGAAGGUGUAAUUAAUGAUCACAGUCUAGUGCCAAGCUCAGAGGAGGAGUACGCUCUCCAGCCUCGACUCUAUUUGGAGACAGGUGUCGGUGACGUUCAGCCUGAGAGGCUACGGGGCCUCUCUAAAUGGGUCACAGAGUCUGAACAUAGUCAGUCAGAGCCUUACCUGCUGCCUCACUCCCGCCGCCGUAGGAGCUGGCUCUGGAACCAGUUCUUUGUGAUUGAGGAGUACAGAGGGCCUGAGCCUGUGCUCAUUGGACGGCUGCACACGGAUAUGGACAAAGGAGACGGAAGCACUAAAUACAUGUUGGAGGGAGAGGGAGUGGGCUCUGUGUUUGUGAUCGACAGCAAGACGGGCAACAUACAUGUCACCAAGUCUCUGGACCGAGAGGAGAAAGACCAGUAUCGUCUCGUCGCGACUGCUACAGACCGUGAGACCGGCCGAGCCCUGGAGCCGUCCUCUGAGUUCAUCAUCAGAGUUCAGGACAUCAACGACAACCCACCUGUCUUCCCCAAUGAACCUUAUGUUGCCAUGGUGCCGGAGAUGGCCAACAUAGGCACGUCAAUAAUCCAGGUCACAGCCAGAGAUGCUGAUGAUCCAACAUAUGGAAACAGCGCUCGGCUGGUGUAUGCCAUUACUCACGGCCAGGACUUUUUCUCUGUGGACCCUCAGACAGGCAUUUUGCGGACGGCGGUACCUGACAUGGACAGAGAGACUCAGGAUGAGUAUCUGGUCGUCCUCCAGGCCAAAGACAUGGGGGGCCAUCUUGGUGGAUUAUCGGGAACUACGACCGUCACAGUGAGGCUGAGCGAUGUCAACGACAAUCCCCCUCACUUUAGAAGAAGUGCGUGGUCCUUCUCUGUAUCAGAGCUGGCGGCACCAGGUGUGGAGGUGGGCCGUCUCACUGCCACUGAUCCUGACCUGGGAGAAAAUGCACAGCUGGAGUUUACCAUCCUGGACACUGAGGAGGCUGAAAUAUUCAACGUAACUGGAAGAGAUAAAGAGGCUGUCAUUGUGCUGAACAAGAUCCUGGAUUAUGAAACACGUAAUUCGUAUACUUUCUCAGUGGAAGUUACAAACCCUAUAGUGGAUCCCCGAUACAUAAGAAAAGGUCCCUUUAAGGACCAGGCAACAGUCCGGGUCAUGGUCCUUAAUGCUGAUGAGCCACCGCGAUUCUCCCAGGCUCUGUACCAUCUGGAUGUUUCUGAGAACUGCCCCCCUGUCUGCUCUGUCGGUCGGGUCUACGCCGUGGACCCCGAUACAGGACAAAGCACCAACAUUAGGUACUCCAUCGAUCCCCAGUCAGACCCAGAGGCUCUGUUCCGCAUCGCCUCUGACACUGGCUUUAUCAACACUGUGAUGGAGCUGGACCGUGAGCAGGAGCAAUGGCAUAAUAUCACUGUCAUCGCCACACAGAGGGACAACCCAAAUCUUGUGUCAAGGGUUGUGGUUGCCAUAGAGACACUAGACCAGAAUGACAAUGCGCCGGAGUUGGACAGGCAGUACACGACGUCAGUAUGUGACUCCAGUGCCCCCGGUCAGGUGGUUCAGGUUUUACGAGCCAUCGACAGAGAUCAAGGAGAACAGGACACUUCGGUUCACUUCAGCAUCCCUCCAGAGUCCAGCUCUGCCCUCAACCUCUCCAUCAGAGAAAGCGGAGGUGUGACAGCCAGCCUGGUGCUGCAGACAGCCUUAGAGCCCCUGCCUGGCUUCUCCUCAUCUUUACUCACCCUUUACGUGCCAGUCGUGCUGCGCGACGGGGCCUCGGGUCUAACCAACACUGGCACAGUCACCGUGACUAUUUGUCCCUGUUUGCGGGGGGGCAUGCAGACUGAGGACAGGGGCAGACAGAGGGACAGGAGAUGGGAGAGACACAUGGUUUGUCUUCCCGUGCCGUCCGCCUCUCCGUCUCUUAUAUUCAGUUUGGUGACAUUACUGGCCAUGCUGGCCUGUGUCACAACUCUUCUGGUGGUGUGUGCACUCUCGCUGUCAUUGCGCCAUCAGAAACGAGACUCCCACUCAACCUUCGAGGAGGAUGAUGUCAGGGAGAACAUCAUAUCGUAUGACGAUGAGGGGGGAGGGGAAGCAGAUACCGCAGCUUUUGACAUUACAGCGCUGCAGAGCAUGCACAGAAUACAGCACAUGCACAACAACCGAACCAUAUGGUACACCCAGCAAAAUCUGCCAAGGGCCAGGACGUACAGCUGGAGUCGUCACCCACGCCCAGGCCUGGACCCUCAGCAACGUCCGGGCUCCGCUCCGCUCUACGGGCGCUUCUGCUACGGCCUCCACACGCUGCCUGUUCUCAGAGAUUAUCCAGCCGGGCCACUGGAGGCAGGUCUGCAGCUAACUCAGCUGACCCACGGGCUCACCAGAGGUCAUUUCAACAAUUCCCUCAUCAUCCAGAACCAGAACACCUUUGAGCCUGCGCUGCACUCUCCUGAGAUGAGCACCAGUAGUUUCGAAGCAGAAGGCAUGGCGAAAAGCAAAAUUACAGAGCGAAAUGAAGGCAGUGAAGCAAUCGCAGCUGGCACAAAGGAGAAUCAGGAUCCAGCUAAGACAAAAUCAACAGAACCAGAGUCGACACCGAUCACCAGCAUGGCUGCAGAUUCGACCUACUGUGACCCAAAUGAGUCUUCAUGCCAAAGUCACACCAGCUUCUCAUCAAACCAACAAGAGGGGCGACCGGGGUCAUCCCAGACUCAAAUCAGCACUGGAGCCACGAGCUGCACCGUAGAUGACAUUGAUACUGAUUCUUCUAUUCCCUCCAUUUCCGAGCAAAAUUAUUCAAACAGCAGUCAAAUGAGCUCUGUAAACACUCCUGUGUACCUGAAAGGAGACACAUACAGCAUUGUGGGCUCGCUGAACCCAAACAGCCGAGGGACGUGUAUGAACGGGACUAACAGCAGCGGGCUGUACCCAGCGGGAGUGCAGCUACUGAACAUGUGUGGACUCCAGGGAAAGGAUUUGACCCCACAGUCUUUGCCCUUACCUGAGGGGAUGUUUGGCAACAGCAGAGGGUGGGCAAGUGGGGCGGAGCCGGCGAGAACAGAAACGACCAACCCGCAGCCUCUCAGGAUGGAGGAGCUCUUGAAUAUUCGUCUGGACCAGGUCACCUUUGACCUGUCACAGCCACCAUAUGACUCACUGCAGACUUACGAGUUUGAGGGCCGUGAUUCAAGGGCCGAGUCGCUGAGUUCACUGGAGAGCGAUGGAGAAAAGGAUGAGGGGAGUGUGGUGGGAGGGAUAGAGGAGCUAAACCAGAAGUUUCAGAGGCUGGUGGAGAUUAUCCGAGAGAGGAAGAGGGAAAAGGAAGGAGAAGGAGAAACGCCAGCGCCAGAGCGAGGCAAGACAGCAGAGACCACCCUCAGUGAGACUCAUAAACAAAGUGAGGACAAAGGAGCUAAACUACAGAGAUGGGAUUUCUAGACUCCAAUAAAAGAAAAGUUUCAGAGAGGAGAACUAUGUUGGAAGUGAUGGAUUUUAAACACAGCAGGGGUGGCAAAAUACACAGCCUCUGACAGAGAUCGUCUUGUUGUUUGCCCCCUGCCAGGAGGGAUCCAGGAGGCUGACAGUACAGUGAAGAUUUGUGGCGCAAUCAGUGCACAGCAUAUAGUUUUCACCUCCACUGAAUUUUAGCAAAUGCAUAUGGAACCUGUCACUUUUCACACUUCUCUUGUAACUGAUAUUAAUAAUGCACUUGGGCUUUCAAAGCUAACAUUAUGAAAAAUUUACUUUUAUGUAAAAUAUUGAUUCUAAGCCCUGAAAGCUGCAUUGUUAGAAAAUAGGCCUCAUCAAAUAUUGACUAGAAUUGUGACAUUUAAUAUGGAUCGUUUAAUAGGGCCACGCGCUCUAGAUAAUCCCUGAAAUUUAUAAGCAUUUGGUUUGAAUUGGAGAAUUUUAAAACACGAGAAUUUUAAACAUGCCACGACACACACACUGCCGCAUGUUUACAGAGCCUCUCCAAUGAGUCUAGUUGUAUCAUGUAGCUCUGCAGAGAGACUCCUGCAAGUAGUCACCAUUAUAGUAAAACCUGCUCACUAUGCAAUUUGCUCACAAUUAGAAAUAAUUAGACUGUCACUGUCAGACUUGUGUGUUGUUGUGAAAGUACAGUAAAAAAAUGUUCAUAUGUAGAUAAACAUCAACCUCGACUUCAGUGAUUAUUGCUGGAUAUUUACUGGAAUGGCCACACGGGAAAUGCAAAGGACUGAUUUUCAGUUAAACUGUUGCAGACACGAGCUUACACUAUACAAUUCCCCGUAAUUUCUCCCACGCAAGAUUAUUUAUAAUUCACCAUUGUGUUUGGCCGUCUAGAAUUAUCUCCAGAGGCUUAUUUAUCUCCCACCUUUUAAAGAGACAAAAUUAGGCAAAAGCCAUUAUGCGACACAGUACACACAGCCAUUGUUCUUGUGAUGAGCCCAGAACACAGGCAA
Molecule: messenger RNA, 5169 nt
Organism: Neolamprologus brichardi
Lineage: Eukaryota; Metazoa; Chordata; Actinopteri; Cichliformes; Cichlidae
Product: cadherin-7-like
Biological process (GO): cell migration; calcium-dependent cell-cell adhesion; cell-cell junction assembly
Cellular component (GO): adherens junction; plasma membrane; catenin complex
Molecular function (GO): beta-catenin binding; cadherin binding; calcium ion binding
Source: RefSeq, a predicted model, not a curated record